Serinus canaria (Common canary) is the source of this 2144-nucleotide messenger RNA. It is a transcript of the gene HDAC5, whose product is annotated as histone deacetylase 5. Gene Ontology annotation, cellular component: histone deacetylase complex. The record is from RefSeq and is a predicted model, not a curated record. The transcript is spliced from 7 exons. Gene Ontology annotation, molecular function: histone deacetylase activity. Gene Ontology annotation, biological process: chromatin organization. NCBI's taxonomy places the organism in Eukaryota, Metazoa, Chordata, Aves, Passeriformes, Fringillidae. Bases 228 to 749 code for a protein of 173 amino acids.
ACAUCCACCACGGGAAUGGGACCCAGCAGGCCUUCUACAGCGACCCCCACGUGCUCUACAUCUCCCUGCACCGCUACGACGACGGCAACUUCUUCCCGGGCAGCGGGGCCCCCGAGGAGGUGGGCAGCGGGCUGGGCGUGGGCUACAACAUCAACAUCGCCUGGACCGGCGGCGUGGACCCCCCGAUCGGGGACGUGGAGUACCUGACAGCCUUCAGGACGGUGGUGAUGCCCAUCGCCAACGAGUUCUCCCCGGACCUGGUGCUGGUCUCCGCUGGCUUCGACGCCGUCGAGGGCCACCUGUCCCCGCUCGGUGGCUACUCCGUCACCGCCAAGUGUUUCGGGCACCUGACGAAGCAGCUGAUGAUGCUGGCGGGGGGCCGGGUGGUGCUGGCGCUGGAGGGGGGACACGACCUGACGGCCAUCUGCGACGCCUCCGAGGCCUGUGUCACCGCCCUGCUCGGCCUCGAGCUGGAGCCCCUGGACCCGGCCCUGCUGCAGCAGAAGCCCAACGUGAACGCGGUGGCCACGCUGGAGAAGGUCAUCGAGAUCCAGAGCCGGCACUGGGGCUCUGUCCGGCGCUUUGCCACCGCCGUGGGCCGCUCCCUGCUGGAGGCGCAGCGUGGGGACACCGAGGAGGCCGAGACGGUGACAGCCAUGGCCCUGCUGUCCGUGGGUGCCGAGCGUGGCGGGGCGGAGCCACAGGCCAGGCCAGCAGAGGAGCCCAUGGAGGCCGAGCCCACGCUCUGACCAACCCAAGGAACACCUGGAAAAGAAGAAAAAAACACAAACACACACACACAAAAAAAAUCACAGUAAAAGGAAAAAAAAAAAAAAAAUCCAAAACACACACAAAAAAAAAAAAACACUAAAAAAAAAAAAAAAGGACAAAAAAAAAAACAAAGGCAGAAAUCGAAAGGAAAACCAGAAAAAAAGAGGAAAAUAUUUUCUUUUUCUAUUAAAAAGAAGAGAAAAAACACAAAAAAAAAAAAAAAAUCCCCCUGCCCAUCCUGUGCCCCCGGCUCCCCGCGGUGUUUGCGGUCGUGUCUCUUGUGCAGCAGCAGUUCCACCAGCACCCCCUGUGUCCCCCUGUGUCCCCCCCAUGUCCCCUGUGUCCCUCGGGUCCCCCCGGCGCUGCCCGGACUCCCCCGGGGCUCCUCCAGAUUUUUUUUUAGGGUUUUUUCCUUAUUUUCCCCCAUUUUUCUGUGUCUCCCCCCCCUCGUUCCCUCCCUGGCUCUGGAUCCAUCCCCCCCUGGGGGAGGCGAUGGGAAAAUUCGUGCCUUUAAGUAAGUAUAUUUUUUUUUAAUGCCUUAAUUUCCCUUCAUUUUGGGUUUUUCUUAAUUUUCUUGGGUUUUUUAUUUUCCCUUCGGCCUCCCCGUUCUGGACAGGGACAGGAGACAAAGGGAUGAGCCCUGUCCCCAACCUGUCACUUUGUCACCCCUUUGUUGGGAUCAAAUUUAUCCUUAGAGGAGAGGGAAAAACAAACAAAAAAAAAAACAAAAAGAGAGAAAAAAAAAAAGAGGAAAAACCACUUUAUUUUCCUGUUUUGUCACCAGCCAGAGGGGCCUCGGAGCAAUUUUAGCUUUAAAAGAGAGAAAGCCACCCAACCCCCCCCAAAAAAAAAGGGAUAUAAUUUUAUUACAGAUGGAUUAUUUAAUAGUAUUUUUUUAAUGGGGGGGUGGAGGGGGGGACUGGGACAGGGACAGCGCGUCGUGGGUUAAAUUAUUCCGGGGGUGGGGGGGGAAUUUGGGGUGGUCCCAAAUUAGGACAGAGGGCUAAGGUUGUCCUUGUCACCUCUCCUGGGGGGUGGGAGGGAUUAGGGUGAGGAAAGGGGAGGGGGAUCGGGCGUGUCCCCAAUUUUGGGGACACCCCGAGUGUGGUGGGGGUUCCCCAUCCCAGGAGAGGGAAACGCCUCUGGAUUUGGGGCAGGGGGAGGAGGAGGAGGAGGAGGAGGAGGGUCUCCGGCCCCCCGGCAGCGUGCCCGGCUUGCUUUGGGCUGGUGUCCCCGCCCCGCCCCGCCGUGUGUCCCCCGUGUCCCCCCCGGUCCCGUCCGUCCCCGCUCACGCUCGCUCUGGGUCUCGGUUCAGUAUUUUGUAAGAUGUCACCGAUGUUCGUCCUUGUAUAAAUAAACUGUUUCUGGCAAUA